AUGGCUAUACAAGCGCAGUUGAAUGCGAAUCAAAUCGGGUUUCCGUUAAUCGGUGGUGUUGGUUCGUCGGAGUUUUCUUUGAUCAACAACAAUGGCGGAAUCGGAAUAGGAAUCGAUCAGUCGCAACAAACUCUGUUUCGUCAUCAACAACAGAGUCAACAGUAUCGUUCUUCUCAGAGCUUUUUAGACGUUCAUAUGGAGAAACAGAAGCAAGAGAUCGAUCAGUUCAUCAGAUCACAGAACGAGAGGUUGAGAUAUGUGUUGCAAGAACAGAGGAAGCAAGAAAUGGAGAUGAUAUUGAGGAAAAUGGAAACGAAAGCUUUGGUUUUAAUGACUCAGAAAGAAGAAGAAAUGUCGAAAGCAUUGAGCAAGAACAUGGAGCUCGAAGAUCUGUUGAGGAAAAUGGAAAUGGAGAAUCAAACGUGGCAGAGAAUGGCUCGUGAGAACGAAGCGAUGGUCGCUACGCUUAGCUCGACGCUCCAACAGGUUAAAGAGAGAGCAGCCGCCACGUCUCACGACUUAGCGGAGGCGGAGGCGGAGGAUGAAGGGUCGUACUGCGGCGGAGGAGAUAGUUUUCCGGCGAAGAAGAAGAUGAGUAGUUGUUGCUGGAAUUGUGGGUCUAAUGGAGAAACGCGGGUUCUGUUUUUGCCGUGUAGGCAUCUCUGUUGCUGCACAGAUUGCGAGGCUGGUUUUGUCCUUUGUCCGAUCUGUAAUACACCAAAGAAAAAUAGAAUCGAGGCGUUUAUUUUCUAG
Messenger RNA from Arabis nemorensis, 753 nucleotides. NCBI's taxonomy places the organism in Eukaryota, Viridiplantae, Streptophyta, Magnoliopsida, Brassicales, Brassicaceae. The record is from the annotation of a GenBank genome assembly.